Molecule: messenger RNA, 840 nt
Organism: Theileria orientalis strain Shintoku
Lineage: Eukaryota; Apicomplexa; Aconoidasida; Piroplasmida; Theileriidae
Exons: 7
Coding region: 1-840 (279 amino acids)
Biological process (GO): SRP-dependent cotranslational protein targeting to membrane
Cellular component (GO): signal recognition particle
Molecular function (GO): 7S RNA binding
Source: RefSeq, a predicted model, not a curated record
AUGUUUGGGAGGGGUUUGUAUGUAAGAACCUCUGUGAGAUUCAUCAACAUAUUCCACACAUUCACAAGACCAAAGGAUAAAUUACAAAAUAUAGGACCACAAAAGCAAUUGUACCCAGGUUCAGCAUCAGCACAAAGCAAUGUGACAAAAAUAUGGGAUGGAAUAAAAGAUAAGUUAUUUAAAGACGAAGAGGACCCAGAUAAACAGACGGAAAAAUUUUUCCAAUACUCAGUGGAAAAGUUAAUGGAAUCUCCAGGAAAAUUUACAUUUCAGAGCUUUCAGAAGUACCUAGAGCAUUUGUGUACAAAGUUGAAGGUAAUUGGCAAGAAGGCACUGCCUGAGGACAAAAUCACAGGAAUAUUACUGCAGUUGAGAAACCACUAUAGGAUAAUGUCAAUGUUGACGAAGCAGGAGUUGGAGUCCGAUAGUCACACAGUGUUUACACACGAGACGAAGGUGCUUAUAUCAGAAGCACUGGGACUCACAGUGAAAGACGUUGACGAAAUGCUUUUGUACCACGACACGUGUAAGACGGAUAGAACGUGGUACUUCAGAAGACUAGUGCUGGGUAGGAAGAACAUUGCCGACGAGUUACAAGGAGAGAGAGUAUCUGUCGUAUCAGAGGCCAGCAAUGAGGCUAUCGCAGCAAAUAUACCCGAAGGUGGAGUCCCUGGAGAGCAUCCAGAUCAAGAAGACGUACGACGAAAUGCACUACAAGAAGAUAAGGUGAGUGAGGCGGCAAAUAGAAGCAGCAGGCACAAAACGUGGCCGUGGUACCGCCACAGGACGUCAGGCCACGACUACUGGAGAACGAGGCCGUACACAAAGUGGAGAAAGUAA